Messenger RNA from Ictidomys tridecemlineatus (thirteen-lined ground squirrel), 972 nucleotides. The record is from RefSeq and is a predicted model, not a curated record. Lineage: Eukaryota; Metazoa; Chordata; Mammalia; Rodentia; Sciuridae.
AUGGAGCUGGGCUCCAGCGCGCUGGACUGGACUGACCAAAAGCCCAAGGAAGGAGUCAAGACUGAGAACGACGAUGGCAUGAACUUGAAGGUGGAGGUGGUGCCUUUAAGACAAGCUGAUGAGAGCAUCUGUGAAGGACAGGAUGUGUCGGUGAGGCAGAUCAGAUUCCCAUGUGAAGCGCAGCCAAUGAAUGAAACAGACACAGCUGCCCAGUUGGAAAUGAAGGAUGCAGAGACAAUUCUUGUGUUCCAGCAGCAGACAGGAGGUGUCUACUAAAAAGGGAACCGCUACUUCAGAACUCUGUUCUUACAAACCCAGAAUACAUUCUCAAUUAGAAAACUGCAAUUUGGUUCCACCACUUCCUAUUACAGUAUGGUUUUUCUCUCUUCUUUCAUUUUCCCCUUCCCAUUCCUUCAUUGUACAUAAAGUAACUGGUGUAUGUGCACAAGAAUAUCACAUUUUUAAAAAAAUGGCCAAUGAUAUGUUUUGAUUGACAUCAAAUGGAGAUGGGGUGCGGAAAAUACUGGUUCUGUGAAAAUAUCCCCUUUCUCCAUUAGUGGCAGGCUCAUUCAGUUCUUAUUUGUAUAUUCCAAUAAGUUAUUUUGCUCUUACUGUUUUCACACACACACACACACACACACACACACACACACACACAAAAUCAACAGCAAAACAAAAUAAAACAAAACAAAAAACCAAAAAACAAAACUUGAACAACAUAAAAAUCCUUGCAUACUUUGUUCAAUUGGAGAAUUUUAAAGUUUUUCAUUUAUCAUUGUAAGACAAAGGACAGUUUUAUAACUUUUUUGUACGUAGCUGUUACAUGUAGGGCAAUAUCUCUUUAAAUUACUUAAGAAAAAAAGAAAAAAAAAAGAUUCCGGGCUGGGAUUGUGACUCAGAGGUAGAGCGCUUGCCUAGCAUGCAUGAGGCACUGGGGGUUUGAUCCUCAUAAAAAAACAAAAUAAAGAUCUU